Linum tenue is the source of this 330-nucleotide messenger RNA. The record is from the annotation of a GenBank genome assembly. NCBI's taxonomy places the organism in Eukaryota, Viridiplantae, Streptophyta, Magnoliopsida, Malpighiales, Linaceae.
UCAGAUUAUUGGUGUAAGAAGCAUUACCAGAUACCCGCUUCUGAAACCAAAUAUUGGUAUCGAAUCAGGCUAAUUGUGCAUGAUGGUAAUGAUCAAGCAACGUUCCUUCUCAUAGGAGCAUCUGCAGACAAAUUCCUACCACGCACAGCUUCAGAAGUUAAUGAAAUCUACCCGGAUGGAACUGGAAUAUUACCACCUGAUAUUGAAGCUCUAGCUGGUCAUAACUUGGAAUUUGAGAUCCAACUUCCCAAAGAAAACAACAAUGGUGUUGUAGGCGACUUCAUAGUCACUAGCAUCAAGGGACUUCCCCAUCAAACUGGAAAAACGGGA